AAUGCCAGAAAAGAUGUCCUGACUUCCCAAAUAGUGGGUUAAAAGACGGGGUCGAAUACCACGAAAAGGGAUGAGAAGGUGGGAUCAUUGCUUUCAGAGCGCAAGAAGUACCGUUACAGGACACACUUUUUGACCAAUCAACGCCUCCAGACUUUGGUUCAGGUGGCCAUAGAGUGCGAGGGGCGGAGCUACAGCCUGGCGCGAGGAACCGUUAAGAUGGACAAUGAAUGUAACCAAUGAGGUACUUCGAUCAAGGCGUUGGGAACCCAAUAACAGUGGUCGGGCGGGCGCCGUCCCGGAGCGCGGGGAGAUGUAAAGACAGACAAGUAGUUUUCCCAAUGAGACUGGAGGAGACAGGAGCUACUUGACCAAUGGAGACUGCGGGGCGGGAUCCUUUGCAGCGGCGGAGUCCAAGAUGGCGGCAUGCGGUUCCGCUGUGUGAAACCAGCGCGGGGCGGCGGGUUAAUCAGCUCCGCGGAGACGACCUCCGACGACCCGCAACAAUGAAGGGAAAAGAGCGCUCUCCAGUCAAGUCCAAACGCUCCCGUGGUGGUGAGGAUUCGACUUCUCGCGGGGAGCGUAGCAAGAAGUUAGGGGGCUCUGGUGGCAGCAAUGGGAGCAACAGCGGAAAGACCGACAGCGGCGGCGGGUCGCGGCGCAGCCUUCAUCUAGAGAAGUCCAGCAGCCGAGGUGGCAGCCGCGAGUAUGAUACUGGUGGGGGCAGCUCCAGUAGCCGCUUACAUAGUUACAGUUCCCCGAGCACUAAAAAUUCCUCGGGCGGGGGCGAGUCGCGCAGCAGCUCCCGCGGUGGAGGCGGGGAGUCACGUUCCUCUGGGGCCGCCUCCUCAGCUCCUGACGGCGGGGAGUACAAGACACUGAAGAUAAGCGAGUUGGGGUCCCAGCUGAGUGACGAAGCGGUGGAGGACGGACUGUUUCACGAGUUUAAACGCUUCGGUGAUGUAAGUGUCAAAAUCAGCCACCUCUCGGGUUCUGGCGGCGGGGAUGAGCGCGUAGCCUUUGUGAACUUCCGGCGGCCAGAGGACGCGCGGGCGGCCAAGCAUGCCAGAGGCCGCCUUGUGCUCUAUGACCGGCCCCUGAAGAUAGAAGCUGUGUAUGUGAGCCGGCGCCGCAGCCGCUCCCCCUUAGACAAAGAUACUUAUCCUCCAUCAUCCAGCGUGGUCGGGGCCUCUGUAGGGGGUCAUCGGCACCCUCCUGGAGGAGGUGGUGGAGGCCAGAGAUCGCUUUCCCCUGGUGGGGCAGCUUUGGGAUACAGAGACUACAGAUUGCAGCAGUUGGCUCUUGGCCGCCUGCCCCCUCCACCUCUGCCACCAUUGCCCCGAGACCUGGAGAGGGAGCGAGACUACCCGUUCUAUGAGAGAGUACGUCCGGCAUACAGUCUUGAGCAAAGGGUGGGAGCUGGGGCAGGUGCAGCUCCUUUCCGAGAAGUGGAUGAGAUCUCACCGGAGGAUGAUCAGCGAGCUAACAGGACGCUUUUCUUGGGCAACCUAGACAUCACUGUGACAGAGAGUGAUCUAAGAAGGGCUUUUGAUCGCUUUGGAGUUAUUACAGAAGUAGACAUUAAGAGGCCUUCUAGAGGCCAGACCAGUACCUAUGGCUUUCUCAAGUUUGAGAACCUAGACAUGUCUCACCGUGCCAAACUAGCAAUGUCUGGCAAGAUUAUAAUUCGGAAUCCUAUCAAAAUUGGUUAUGGUAAAGCUACACCCACCACACGCCUCUGGGUAGGUGGCCUGGGACCUUGGGUGCCUCUUGCUGCCCUGGCACGAGAAUUUGACCGAUUUGGCACCAUACGCACCAUAGACUACCGAAAAGGUGAUAGUUGGGCAUAUAUCCAGUAUGAAAGCCUAGAUGCAGCUCAUGCUGCCUGGACCCAUAUGCGGGGCUUUCCACUUGGUGGCCCAGAUCGUCGCCUUAGAGUGGACUUUGCAGACACAGAACAUCGGUACCAGCAGCAGUAUCUGCAGCCUCUGCCCUUAACUCAUUAUGAGCUGGUGACAGAUGCUUUUGGACAUCGAGCACAAGACCCUUUGAGGGGUGCUCGAGAUAGGACACCCCCCUUACUAUACAGAGAUCGUGAUAGGGACCUUUAUACUGAUUCUGAUUGGGUGCCACCUCCACCCCCAGUCCGGGAACGCAGCACUCGGACUGCCCCUACUGCUGUGCCUGCUUAUGAGCCACUGGAUAGCCUGGAUCGCAGGCGAGAUGGCUGGUCCUUGGACAGGGACAGAGGUGAUCGAGAUCUGCCCAGCAGCAGAGACCAGCCUAGGAAGCGAAGGCUGCCUGAAGAAAGUGGGGGACGGCAUCUAGAUAGGUCCCCUGAGAGUGAUCGUCCUCGAAAACGUCACUGCGCUCUUUCUCCUGACCGAAGUCCAGACUUGAGCAGUAGCCGGGAUCGCUACAACAGUGACAAUGAUCGAUCUUCCCGUCUUCUGCUCUUGGAAAGGCACUCUCCAAUCAAAGACAGACGAGGUAGUUUGGAGAAAAGCCAGGGUGACAAGCGAGACCGCAAAAACUCUGCAUCAGUUGAACGUGAUAGGAAGCACCGGACAGCUGCUCCCGCUGAGGGAAAAAGCCCUCUGAAAAAAGAAGACCGGUCUGAUGGGAGUGCAGCCAGCACCAGCACUGCUUCCUCGAAGCUAAAGUCCCCUUCCCAGAAACAGGAUGGUGGGACAGCCCCUGCUGCAGCAGCCUCUCCCAAGCUCUGUUUGGCCUGGCAGGGUAUGCUUCUGUUGAAGAACAGCAACUUUCCUUCCAACAUGCAUCUGUUGCAGGGUGACCUCCAAGUGGCCAGUAGUCUUCUUGUGGAGGGCUCAAGUGGAGGCAAAGUUGCCCAGCUCAAGAUCACUCAGCGUCUUCGUUUGGACCAGCCCAAGUUGGAUGAAGUAACUCGACGCAUCAAAGUGGCAGGGCCCAAUGGUUAUGCCAUUCUUCUGGCUGUGCCUGGAAGUUCUGACAGCAGAUCCUCUUCCUCAGCCACAUCAGACACUGCCACUUCUACUCAGAGGCCACUUAGGAACCUGGUGUCCUAUUUAAAGCAAAAGCAGGCCGCUGGGGUGAUCAGCCUUCCUGUGGGGGGCAACAAAGACAAGGAAAACACCGGGGUCCUUCACGCCUUCCCACCCUGUGAGUUCUCCCAGCAGUUCCUGGAUUCUCCUGCCAAGGCUCUGGCCAAAUCUGAAGAAGAUUACCUGGUCAUGAUCAUUGUCCGUGCUGAGGCGUUACUUGCUGCUGCUCAGAUCUUGUAUGUCUUGAGCAAGAAGCAGGGAGACCAUCAUUUUGACUUGUCGCGGUGUGUCAAUUCUGAAGGAUCACUAGUGUUACUGUGACCCCCUUUGUUUGCAGUGAAGGGGAUCAUUUGCUUCUCGGUCCUCAACUUGAUGAGGAAAUGGUGCUGUUGGCUGGCACGCAAGAAGCCGGGGCAAGCACCGUAAGCCUCACCACAGUGCACGAGUCGGGGGCUUUGCUGGUUUGAAGAGCCGGAGUUGCUGAAAUUUAAGUUUUGAUUUAUUUUGUUCACCCAUCACGUUUGGCCUUAGUUUCAUUUUUAAUUUGAAGAAAAGUUUGCAAUUGCUUUAUCUUGCACUUAACAUUUGCACCAAAUUGCCAAAAGAAGGAGAAUGCUCCGUUUGCUUUUUAAAUGUUAAUGAUGAUGUUAAUAAAGCCUUUCCUGACACAUUUGAGGAGCUCCUCCAUCUCCAGGGGCUUCUCACCAGAGGUAUGCAGUGAUGGGUUUAGUUCUGAAUGGAUGAAGAGUUCCUGAGAGCUAGCGUUUGUAAUUAGAACCGUUACUUGGUAUCUGUGCCUUAUUUGACCUGUGGUUCCACAUGCCUUGGAUGUGCAUGCAUCGUGACGGUUUCGUAGGUACGAACGCACACUCAGGCCCAGUCACCUCGGUUGGUAGUACAGAUUGUGAGGAAAAAAAUGGAGGCAUCCUUAAGGAGGAAAAAAAGUGUUUGCCUUUAGUUCCUGCAUUAUCCUGCACAGGGGUUCCUGAGCUUUGGAAGCUGUUCCCAGUACAGGAGAACAACUCCCCUGUUUGCAGCAGGAGACUUCGGUGCACAGUGACAACGCUGGAGUUCAAGAGGAAGCCAGCCAUGCUGCACCAUUGGCUUCAGACACCAUUGUUGUUUGCCAGUUGUAAACUUAACUAGUUGCAGACGAAGACCACCUUGAAAUGCAGGCUUGUUGGGCUUGUUUUGAAUUUUAACUUCGGAUGGAAGAGCCCUAGUGCUGUCUGUCUCCAUGCGGGAUGAUGAUUACUUAGGCAACAGGUGAUUACCAACAAAGGAUGCCACGCUUAUACUCUGCAAGGUGGUGUUCCAGUGGCAAACAGCUGUAUAAACUCUUGUAAACAGGAACUACUGACAAUCAAAAACCUAUAGCCAACUUUGGGAUAUGGCCUUAUUAUUCAGCAACUAAAAGAUGAGUUCCAAUGGGCAGAAUUCUGGCACUGGCACUUGUCCUCCUGUUUCUAUAGAAACGGUUGGAAGUCAGAGCUGCACAGAGGGAAAGGGAAGGAGAAAAAUACUGUUUAGGAAUUACACCUUUUGCAAUUUGGUAAUAACAGAGCUAACAGAGAUUCUGGCCUUUAGGCCAAGCAUCCUACCACCUUUGGUACAGAUAGAAAGUGAAGGGCCUCCGUCCCUCUCUGAGAAUCGGAGAUGCUGAGAAGCCCUGGACACGGCUAAGAGCAGAGGAGGUCAGGCUUGCAGUUUCAAGCUAAAUAAAAGUGACUCCUGCUUAGGAACUCUUCAAUAUUGUGUCUUAGAAGGAGCCAAGGAAGUUUCUGGAACUAAACAGAAGAAGUGAACAGAAGCCUAACCUGGGAAACUGAUAAGGAAAAUGGAAUCCUUCGGUCCCAUAAGUUUUCAUUUCUUGCCUGUUCAUGUGGACAGUCCUCCCAUCAUUCCAACCCCCAAGUAUUCCAGACACAUCUAAUGACAUACCAGAAAGUUUAUACCACCAAGCUGGGAAUCCCUGCUUACAGAGGACUUCAGGCUCAGGAAACCUUCCUCAAAGAGGUUUUGCAGAAAAACUGAGUGAUGACAUGAA
Messenger RNA from Molossus molossus (Pallas's mastiff bat), 5070 nucleotides. It is a transcript of the gene RBM15, whose product is annotated as RNA binding motif protein 15. NCBI's taxonomy places the organism in Eukaryota, Metazoa, Chordata, Mammalia, Chiroptera, Molossidae. The record is from RefSeq and is a predicted model, not a curated record. Gene Ontology annotation, molecular function: mRNA binding. The transcript is spliced from 9 exons. Gene Ontology annotation, cellular component: nucleus. Gene Ontology annotation, biological process: regulation of alternative mRNA splicing, via spliceosome. Bases 372 to 3344 code for a protein of 990 amino acids.